CUCACCGACGAGCUCUUUUGCAGAAGAAGUGCACAAAACCAGGAAGUAAAAAAUCUGCCUUUCUCUGUUUUGCUUGCGCUCGCUCUUCAUCACGAUUGUACUGAAUGUGACUUUAUUAAGACGCAGCUCUCCACAUAGCCUUUUUUUGCAACAUCAUUUGAAGAUGAACCUGCACAAAAACCAAUCUUUGCACCCACACCUGCGCGACGAGGAAGCUCUGGUGGUGGAAAACGCCAUCAGGUUGGCGAUAGACUCCAUACUAAACGUGCUGUACGGUGUCAACAGCGCCAGGAGCCAUGAGCUCAAACGGACGGUGGCCGAGAGGGACAAAGAGAUCCAGAGGCUGACAGAGGUGGAGCAUGAGCUGAAGGUGCUCCGCAGACAGGGAUGCACCUGCGGGAUGUUUGGAUCACAGCCCGCCGGGGACCCACAUGGCGGGUUUGAACCCAGCUGCAUGGACAGUGAGAUGACAGCAGGGCAGCAGGAGUGCGACAUGAGCAUCUCCUUGGGCCUUUUUGCGAGACCCCCCUCACAUGUCUCCUCCCAAAGUUACGAGUCGGCUCUUCCCUCAUCGCCUAGCAGAAUGGGUCUGGACCAGUCCUGCAUCUCCCACUCCUCAGAGUCCUCGGGGUUAUCAGAGGCGGCCAGGGAUCUGCCUACGUCUCCCAGCAGCCUCGUCAUCAAAGAAGAGCCGUGUGAUAUGGACACAGUUUUUAUCAAGUGGGAAAUGAGUGAAGAGAGAUUCGGGGAGCAUCAGGAGAGCACAGGAAGUCCAUGCCAGGACAAAGAGAGCCCAAGUGUAAAAAAAAACCUGGAGAACAUGGAGAGAAGAACAGAACAGGAGAAACCUCAUUCAGAUCCAGGUGGUUAUUACAACCCUCAUGGAGAACACCUGAGGAACAAGAAGAAGGGUGUGCCCAUGUCCGAGAUGACGGAGGAGGCUCAGAGACUGAAGAGGGCAGCCUGGAGAGCGGCUUCCAGGCGCUACUAUGCCCGAAAAGUAGCCCGCCAACAGGCAAACCCCUCACGCUCCGGACCCAUCCCCCUCCCCUCGCGCUCAGGACCCUUCCCCUCACGCUCAGGACCCUUCCCCUCACGCUCAGGACCCUUCCCCUCACGCUCAGGCGCUCAGGACCCUUCCCCUCACGCUCAGGACCCUUCCCCUCACGCUCAGGACCCUUCCCGUCGCGCUCAGGACCCUUCCCGUCGCACUCAGGACCCCUCCCGUCGCACUCAGGACCCUUCCCCUCGCGCUCCGGCCCCUUCUCCAACAUUACAGACUCCAGGUGCUAAAUGGAGGGUCAUCAGCUGUAUGAGCCACACCUGA
This is a messenger RNA of Anoplopoma fimbria (sablefish), 1327 nucleotides long. RefSeq lists its product as uncharacterized. Lineage: Eukaryota; Metazoa; Chordata; Actinopteri; Perciformes; Anoplopomatidae. The transcript has 5 exons. The record is from RefSeq and is a predicted model, not a curated record. Bases 164 to 1327 code for a protein of 387 amino acids.